Molecule: messenger RNA, 803 nt
Organism: Ceratosolen solmsi marchali
Lineage: Eukaryota; Metazoa; Arthropoda; Insecta; Hymenoptera; Agaonidae
Gene: Kr-h2
Product: transmembrane protein 33-containing Krueppel homolog 2
Exons: 5
Coding region: 13-774 (253 amino acids)
Biological process (GO): membrane organization; endoplasmic reticulum tubular network organization
Cellular component (GO): endoplasmic reticulum; membrane
Source: RefSeq, a predicted model, not a curated record
UUCUCAUUCAAAAUGGCAACAAAUUCGAAUGAUGGCGGUAGUACGCCACUUACGGAGGAAAAAGGAUGGCCAUUGGUGAAACAACAAAUUAUUAAAGAUAAAAUUAAAGUUACGCAGUGGGCAAUUAGACUGCUUAGUAUUUUCUUCACUUUUACAUAUUUCUAUCCAAUAUUUGGAAACCCAUACGAUGCCUAUUAUAAAGUAUUACUUAGUUGUAUAGCGACAAAUCUUCUUCGACUUCACCAACGAAUACCAAGAAUUUCAUUUACAAUGGAAUUCGUUAGGAUGUUAUUUUGGGAAGAUUCUUUUCAUUAUUUAUUUUAUGCAUUCAUUUUUCAAUACAAUUCGCCAAUUACUGUGGUCGUUGCUCCGAUAUUUCUCUUUGCUUUGCUUCAUUUUUCAAGCUACACCUUGACAUUUCUUGACUGCUUAGGACAAAAUAGAUGGUCAGCAGUUCGCUUAUUCAUUUCACUUAUUGAAUUCCAGUCUCGAAAUAUUUUGACAUUUUGUGCACUUUGUGAGAUAUUGAUUAUGCCUUUAACCAUAUUUUUUAUAUUUACCGGCAGAUCAGGAUACCUUACCCCUGUUUUCUACUAUCAAUUUUUACAAAUGCGCCUAGCUUCUAGAAGAAAUCCAUUCACACGUAAUGUUUAUAUUGAGAUUACAAAUUCUUUAAAUAAUAUUUCUAUGAAACCAAAUGUGCCUGAUGUCUUGAAAAGAAUAAUUACAAAUUUUGUUGAACUUAUGCGUAGAAUGAUGCCUAUUCAUCAUUAAUUUAAUGAUCUGGUAACAUAGGUGAUUCG